GUAAACCUCGCUACGGCGGAAACUCGCCAGGUAGAAGUAGAAGGGAUUAUAUCAGUGAGAGUUGUGACUGCUUAGAAAAUAAUAAUAAUUUAAUAUAUUUUUCCUUUGCUGAUUAUAGUUUUGAUCAAGGACCACCUGACAGUGUGACUCAACUUUGUCAUUUCGAAUGGACAGCUCAGGACGAUUUAGUUGCAAAAGUCGACAUCGAACAGGUUCCUUAUUUCAACGCUCCAAUUUAUUUGGAAAACAAACAACAAAUUGGCAAAAUUGACGAAAUUUUUGGAAACAUUAGAAAUUUUUAUGUCUCUAUUAAAUUAUCAGACAAUAUGAAAGCGUCAAGUUUCGAAAAAGAUGCUCAGUUCUUUAUUGAUCCGGCGAAACUUUUACCACUUCAGAGAUUUCUUCCCAAGCCUCCAGGUUCAGUUCAAAAGAGAGGAGGCCGAGGAGGUGGUGGACGAGGUGGAGGACGUGGCGGAUCUUUUGGUGGUGGCCGCGGAGGCGGUGGUGGAUUUAGAGGAGGACGAGGCGGAUCUUUUGGUGGUGGCCGUGGAGGCGGUGGUGGAUUUAGAGGAGGACGAGGAGGCGGUGGAGGUGGUGGUGGUUUCAGAGACUCCGGAAGAGGCCGAGGAGGAGGAGGUGGAAGAGGUCGAUGGUAAAAACUAAAGAUAUUUAAUUUCUUUUAAAUAUAUCAAAUAAAUGAUUCACGAAAUCUAAUGUUGUAAUUGACUAAAAACGACUUUUUUCGAGACAAAACGAAUUUAAUCUUCUAAAAGAUUAUGUACAGUUGAUUUAAUUAUAAUUCAAAACAAUAACUAGUUUUGUGAAAUAUACAAAUAACGUUAAGAGAGAGAGAUAGAGAGAAAAAUGUAUUCCAUAAUUUUACAUCUAUAAUAAAGUUUUUUUUUAAAUAAA
Messenger RNA from Leptopilina heterotoma, 912 nucleotides. It is a transcript of the gene Gar1, whose product is annotated as H/ACA ribonucleoprotein complex subunit 1-like. The record is from RefSeq and is a predicted model, not a curated record. The annotation marks the transcript as partial. Lineage: Eukaryota; Metazoa; Arthropoda; Insecta; Hymenoptera; Figitidae. The transcript is spliced from 3 exons. Gene Ontology annotation, cellular component: box H/ACA snoRNP complex. Gene Ontology annotation, molecular function: box H/ACA snoRNA binding. Gene Ontology annotation, biological process: ribosome biogenesis; snoRNA guided rRNA pseudouridine synthesis.